GGGUGGGGAUGUUUUUCAAAAUACAGUCUCAGGAAAGGCGAAUACAUUCACGAGUAUGUUGGUGAGCUGAUAAGCCAGGAAGAAGCCGAUCGUCGAGGGCAGCUGUAUGAUCAACAGAACCAAUCAAGCUUGUUCAAUCUCAAUUCGGAGACAGUUAUCGAUGCCAAUCGGAAGGGAAACAUAACUCGCUUUCUAAAUCAUUCCAGCAACCCGAAUUGCGAGGCAAGAACCAUGUUUGUGAAUGGCGAUUAUCGGAUCGGAUUUUUUGCUACGAAAGACAUUGAUGCCGAAAAUGAGUUGUUUUUCGAUUACCAGUAC
This is a messenger RNA of Phaeodactylum tricornutum CCAP 1055/1, 318 nucleotides long. RefSeq lists its product with no specific name. The record is from RefSeq and is a predicted model, not a curated record. Gene Ontology annotation, biological process: chromatin remodeling. The annotation marks the transcript as partial. Gene Ontology annotation, molecular function: protein binding; histone methyltransferase activity. The transcript has a single exon. Lineage: Eukaryota; Bacillariophyta; Bacillariophyceae; Surirellales; Neidiaceae.